Molecule: messenger RNA, 1251 nt
Organism: Caenorhabditis briggsae
Lineage: Eukaryota; Metazoa; Nematoda; Chromadorea; Rhabditida; Rhabditidae
Exons: 8
Coding region: 1-1251 (416 amino acids)
Source: RefSeq, a predicted model, not a curated record
AUGGACUGGUGCAGAUGGAGAAAACCGACGAGCCAACGAGCCUUGGCAGUUCUACGAAUUCUCGGCAGAACCAAUCAGUCGUUGCGAGGUAUGGGAAGAGAAUGGAGAGGUCUUUGUCAAGACCUAUGCAAUCACGCCAAACGUAUUGCAACUUCCAAAGAUAUGGCGAAAAGAUUCCGGUAUCGGGUCUGGUCGCCAUUUCUUAAGUACCUCAACGAUCCGGAAGAGAAGUUCAUUGACUACUUCUCGGGUGGUACUGUAGGAAAGAUCAAAGCGAAGUACAAUCCAACUGGAAACUCCGUCUUUGAAAUUGUCAAGAUUUAUAAGGAGAAGGUACCAAGAAUGGGAACGGGAUUCAUGUUGGCUACUCCCUGGACCAUGGAAUUCAUCUAUAAAAAUGUGAAAUCGACAUGCCUCGCGGACCAGCACAACCUCUUGUCCAUCAACAAAGAUUACAAGGCCUCUGAUCAAGAUCGUGAGAUUGGCGUUGUCAUUGUGGCCGAAUAUCCCAAUCUCGCUUCCGCCGCAAGUUGGAGAACGCCGCCACCAGGCUACAAAAAUACCAUCUCCUAUAUUUUCUCAAGAAAUCUGGGGAUAAUUCGAUGGGCUCACAAGGACCCGGCCAUUUACGAAGAGCACCCAGAGGGCCAUCUCAACCAGAGAGCAGAUCCCAACCAUCGAGUCCAGGACGCUAAAGAAGUCAAAUUCAGACUAGGGAAAUGGGUGGCCUUUGGUCUGAACCAGAAGAGACGUGCUACGACGACAAGCUUCACUGGACCAAACCGUGGAAUUCUAAAUUACACGGCCAGCAAAGUGGAAGUAGUCGCAAAUCAGAAACUUACGAGAACUGAUAGCGGCGUUUUAGAGAUGGAUGCAAGCUUCCUAUUCAACCAUGAAGAAUUGGAGAAUCCUGAAAAUGCCUCAAAAGAAUGGACUUCAAGAUUCGCCUAUCUCUCCAAGACCGCUCAUUUUUGGGAUAUGGAAUUGGGAAGAGUGGAAAUCUAUCCCUUGGUCGCCAAAACAAUCCUCGAGGAAAUUGAAAACCACCGUAACUCCCUAUCCCCAGCUGACAAGGAACGUCUGAAGGAGGAAGCGAUCGUGGUGUCUGUUGUUACCAAGGUUCAUCACAAAUGGCUUCAGAACUUCCAUAGGUAUCCAGAAGCUGGCGUCUUCUUCGCUCACCGAGUUCUCGAAAUAUUCUAUUUGGACGGAGGGAAGCCCAUUUUCAAGGCUCAAGCACUUGAAAACUAA